UUCGUAGUUAAAGCCAGUUCAUCAGUCAUACUAUAUUCAUCUGUUUCCGGUGAUCGCAAUCGAGUUUCGUAUCUAACAAAAAUUACGGAAUACACGAUUUGUUUCUCUCGAUUCGCCGUCACGAAAUAUAUUAAUAACUGACACUACUUAGUUUCUAGAUACGAAACACGGCAGACAUGCACUCCCCUUGCUCAAGAUUCGCCUGAUUUUCAACGUAUCCAGCGAGACACGAUCGCAGCUGUUCGUCUGAAUCACAAAACAAACUGUUUUACAGUGACAAGAUACGUUGACAAGAUAAAUUUCAAUUGAACAUGAUACCGCCAAGAGACGAACCCCUAUUUUCCGAUAUUGCGCUUCGUAUGUUGAUGAACACGGUCUCUCAUCCGAUCGAAUAUGCGAAAGUUCUGAUACAGUUAGAUACAUUAAGAAUGUAGACGGAUUUACUGGCUGCUACCGUGGUCUUGUCCCAAAAUUAUGUGCCUAUACUGUGAGUGCUGUAGCUUUCGAAAAGACAUCUAAAUGUAUUAAAUUUAAGGAUGAACCGAGCAUAGAGAUUUAUGAUGGUGAUUUGGAAGAAAGUCAGAAGUAUAAAAAAUGUAUAUACGAAUUCAUACGAGACCUGUUUAGUAGAAUGAUUGGAAUUAUAGUUAGUCAUCCAUUGGAUGUUAUCGCACUGAGGAUGAUGGCACAGUUUGUUGGUGGAGAAACAAAAUACAAUGGAUUAUUUAGAUCGAUUGUGGAAGUAUACAGAGAGAAUGGCAUCAUGGGAUAUUAUGCAGGAUUAUUGCCUCGCCUCAUUGGAAAUGCCGCUGUACUAAUGCUAGUCAGUUCAUGUACUUAUGCUUUUGAUAAGUACGUUAUAAGCGAUCGCGAAUUGAAACCGUAUGCAGUUUCCACAAUAAGAGUUAAUUGCUGGUCUUCCCCCACAAAUGCCAAUUUACAAUAGCUGGUUAGAUUGCUGGUCUCACCUUUCAGCUACCAAUCAAUUAAAAAGAGGGAACAGCCUUUUAUGGCGUUAUUAUACAGGGCCGCAAGUGAUAAUUAAUGGAAAGCCAAUACCUAUUAACAAAUACAAUUUCCACUUACAAAGCACAACAUAGUAAUAAAAUAUUGCAUUUACUUGUAUUUGAAAAACCAAUAGUAAAAUCACUUCUGUGCUAUAUACUUUUUUUUUUAAAUUUACUAUUACAGUACAUUGUUGCAUUUAUAUAUUCCUUCGAAUUGAUCCUUGUUAUUAUAUCAAACAUUAAUUAAAGAUAUUUUUCUUUGGUAUAUAUAUUUUGUCAAAAAAUCUAUAAUCCAUAUUGAAGACUGAACAAAACAUAAGUAUUUGGUACAUAUACAAGUAUUAAUACAAGUAAUGACAUUAAUGAACACAGUUACUAUUAUUAAUUUAGUAAAUAAUAUUUUCUUUGAACUGCAUAUAAAUUACCGUUUAAAUAAAAUAACGUCUUUCUCUUAAGAUAAGUCGUGAUAUAGAAGUAGUUACCCUAAAUAAUUUUUUUUAUAUUUGUAUUGCAUUCGACAAUAAUUGCUCAACUAAUAUUUAAUUAUAUAUGUUUCAUGUAUAAAAUGUAUAAAUUGAUAUUAUACCACACUGAAAUUCUAAUCUUAUAUAGAGUAACUAUCUUCUAGAAGAGAUGAGCUUUUAUAGAAUUUGUACAUAUAUGAAAACAAGUAUAAUAAAAAAUAAAAUUAAGUUAUGCAAAUAAUAUUCAUUAUAUACAGAUUUUCAUUUGUUGAAGACUUGUAAAUAUAAAUAUGCUUCCUACAAUAGUU
Molecule: messenger RNA, 1779 nt
Organism: Heterotrigona itama
Lineage: Eukaryota; Metazoa; Arthropoda; Insecta; Hymenoptera; Apidae
Source: the annotation of a GenBank genome assembly